Molecule: messenger RNA, 2327 nt
Organism: Drosophila sulfurigaster albostrigata
Lineage: Eukaryota; Metazoa; Arthropoda; Insecta; Diptera; Drosophilidae
Product: acyl-CoA Delta-9 desaturase
Exons: 5
Coding region: 285-1547 (420 amino acids)
Biological process (GO): unsaturated fatty acid biosynthetic process
Cellular component (GO): endoplasmic reticulum membrane
Molecular function (GO): iron ion binding; stearoyl-CoA 9-desaturase activity
Source: RefSeq, a predicted model, not a curated record
UUCCGUAUCUCCAUACGCCGUGCAUUCUUCGCAAUUCGUGGAUGUGCCGUGCUGUGAUCAUAACUCAAGGAAUCCAAAAAACCUCAAAACCGAACAUCCUUAAACGGAUGCAAUACGAACUCUUGCGUGUAGUGAAAAGUGAUCAAUAUAACUGACAGACUUCCAAAGAAAGUGUCAGCAAAAACGAAAGAACUUUUGAGAAAUAAACCACAAAGGAAGUUUCAAGUGUGCCGCAAAUAAAGUUUAUCCAUAAUCCUUAAAAUCAAGUUGAGCAAAUAAUUAAGAUGGCACCGAAUAUAAUAGGCAGCACCUUUAUAUUGGCCGAGACAGCCAUUUCUGAUGCCAACAACAACAAGAUGUCGUCGACGGGCGCACCUGUUGCGACUGCCAAGCAAGCCCCAGCCCCGCCGCCAGCCAAGAAGUUGAUGCCAGUGGCAGCUGCCGCUCCGGCAACGGAGGCAAAGAAAGCAGCCACACCAGAGCCAUUCAAAACGCAGAUUGUGUGGCACAAUGUGGUGUUGUUCAUCAUCUUGCACUCGACUGCAUUGUAUGGCCUCUUUUUGAUCUUUGCCGAGAACGCCUAUCUGGAGAUUAUCCCCAUAUACUUUACCUCGGUCUUGGGCGGCCUGGGCAUUACGGCUGGCGCUCAUCGUCUCUGGUCGCACAAGGCGUACAAGGCAAAGCUGCCACUGCGCAUCUUCCUCAUGCUGUGCCAGUCGUUGGCCUUCCAGAACAGCAUCUGGGAGUGGACUCGCGAUCAUCGUGUGCACCACAAGUUCACCGACACACACGCCGAUCCCCACAACUCGCGUCGCGGCUUCUUCUUCGCCCACAUGGGUUGGUUGUUGUGCAAGAAGCAUCCCGAUGUUGGAGGCAAGGGCAAACACAUUGACAUGUCCGACAUUGAAGCCGAUCCCGUUGUGAGGUUCCAGAAGAAAUACUACUUCGUGGUGAUGCCCAUCUGCUGCUUCGUUGUGCCCAUGAUGAUCCCUUACUACUUCAUGGGCACCUCUUUGAAGGUGUGCUUCUUCACCUGCUCCAUGCUACGCUAUUGCCUCAGUCUGCACGCCACUUGGCUGGUGAACAGCGCCGCUCACUUUUACGGCAUGAAACCCUACGAUAUGUCUAUUAGCUCCGCCAACUCCAAGUGGGUGGCAAACCUCACUCUCGGCGAAGGCUGGCAUAACUAUCACCAUGUCUUCCCCUGGGACUACAAAGCAGCUGAGCUGGGCUCAACCUACAACGCCAACUGGACAACUGGUUUCCUCGAUGCGAUGGCAAAGAUUGGUCAAGCCUAUGACCUGAAGUAUGUUACCAAGGAGAUGGUUUACAGGCGCCUCAGGCGCACUGGUGAUGGCAGUCAUAUUGCCUCACAGCUUGAUGAUAACAACAACACAAACAAUACUCCCACCAAUGAGAUGGUCGUGCAUUUAGAUCACGAUGCGGAGGAGACCGCUGUCUGGGGCUGGGACGAUAAGGAUGUUACCGAGGAAGAUCGCAAGAGUGCCUCAAUUGCGAACAGUGAUCUACAGUGCAAACAGGAUUAGACGACACGUCAUGUUGCGUCUCGGUUGCGUUACCAAACUAUAAAUACUAAAUAUGCGAGCCUCUUUCUGGGUUUUAACAAAAAACAUUAGGACUGCAGUAUUUAAGGAUACUUAUGUUAAAUAAUCGCAUCACAUGGCAUCACACACUCGAUUAUCUGGUAUAUGGUAUAUGGCGAAAAUUAAUUAAUACUUCUACAUAUAAUUGGAGAAAAAUACCAAAUCGAGUGUGUGAGUGUGCGUGUGAAUGCUAUUAACCGAUAUGUUGAUGGGAUAGUUUAUGGCGCAUCGAGGGCAAAGCAAAAUGUUAAAUGGCUUCAAUUCCAAAAAGUAAAUUUUAUAUUCGAGACAAGUGCAAAUUGGUGUGCGAGCAACAAGUUUUCCAGUGAGCACUCUUACACAAAAAAUAUAAUUUUAAUACUACCGCGUAACAAAAAUAUCAUACAAUAUUGGACAACUUAAGAGCGCCCGUAAAAAAAAAAGAAAAACUAUGUAACAUAUGUUAUAACGACGCAAGAGGUUCUAGAUAUAAAUACCAUAAUCUAUGGAUAAAUUUUAAGUGACGCAAAGCUUAAAAUUGUGUAAAUUGUUUAUUGUUAGUUAUUAGGUGUGUAGGAUAUUCAGCUAUAAGUCUACUGUAUCUAUAAUCACAAAAUUGUAUAAACAACAAAAUCAGAAAAAACUCGCUAAAAUUCCAAAAAAUAUACAUAUGAAUUAUGUUUUGUUACGGGAUUUAGGCGGAUGCGCAAAAAUGGAAUAAAAUGUUUCCUAAUCAAUGCAAAA